CGUCUGUCACGACACAUGCCGAAAACAAGUCAAUAACAAACUUUUCCCGCUUUAGAGUUACACGAGACGUCAGCGUGCACAAACAAUGUCCAAUCCGCUUGCUCAGUUCGCUUUUUCGUGAUUGGUGGCCCGUGCAUGACGUCAGGGGUGUAAACACUUCUGUCGAGCGCUUUCUGCUGAUUUUCAGUAGCUGCACAUGUCAGGACAUGGCUCCAGUAAUUGAUAUGGUGCUGAAACGUGGAAUCCCUUGCCUGGUGAGAACAUAUGGAACACUUGUGUCAAGUUUUGGUGUUGGGUUCAGACAAAUCAGACCCAUCUCGGUUCUGCCAUCUGCCUCACAGAACUUUGGUGCAAAGUAUUUCACAAGGUCUCGAACAUCACGUGAACUUUACGCAUCAGUUCCACACAGCAGACCUUCAUUAUUUGGGGCAGAUGCAUAUAGGAGGCACUGGCCCUUUUCUGGGACAAUUUGCCAGUCUUCCAGUUUUCACCAAAAUACCCCUUCAGUGGGUGGGAUAGCAACUGCUGAUGUUCAGAAGGCGAAUGAGACCAAGAUGAAUUCAAUACGAUGUUCCCAACACAGACAGGUGCUAAGCGCAAAAGCACGAGAGCAGAGAGUUCCAGCAACAAGAUUAGGAAGGCUUGCUAAUUUUGGAGGUCUAGCCGUUGGAAUAGGUAUUGGCACACUAGUUGAAGCUGCAAAGAAGUCAUUUUGGCGCAGUGAGGGAGAAAAUGGGCACAAUGAACUACUGAGUGCUAGUAACAUCCUUUCUGAAUCCAAUGCUGAGAGAAUUGUAAAAACUCUUUGCAAGGUUCGAGGGGCAGCACUGAAGCUGGGUCAGAUGCUGAGCAUACAAGAUGAUGCAUUCAUUAACCCGAUGCUUCAAAAAAUAUUUGAGAGAGUCCGCCACAGUGCUGACUUCAUGCCGACUAAACAGAUGCUGCGUGUGCUAAACUCUGAGCUGGGGCCAAACUGGAGGGCAAAAUUGGAAAUGUUUGAGGAACGGCCAUUUGCUGCAGCCUCUAUUGGUCAGGUUCAUCUGGCAAGACUGCAUGAUGGAAGGGAAGUUGCAAUGAAAAUACAGUAUCCUGGUGUGGCACAAAGCAUUGACAGUGAUGUUCGCAACAUGCUGGGUUUGCUGAACAUGAGCAAUGCUCUUCCUGAAGGCCUGUUUCCGGAGCAUGUGAUCGAGGUACUAAGUCGAGAACUCGCCCUUGAAUGUGAUUAUGAGAGGGAGGCAGCCUGUGCACGGCAGUUUAGUGAGCUAUUACGGGAUGAUCCUUUCUUCAGUGUGCCUGCAGUGAUAGAUGAACUGAGUAGUAAAAGGAUAUUGACCACUGAGCUGGUACCUGGUUAUCCGCUGGACAAGGCAGAAGGAUUGAGCCAAGACACCAGGAACAAGAUCUGUUCUAAGAUCUUGGAGCUGUGCAUCCGAGAGCUAUUUGAAUUUAGAUUCAUGCAGACAGACCCAAAUUGGUCUAAUUUUUUUUAUGACCCUCAGACUGGAAAGGUGGCACUGCUGGAUUUCGGGGCCACCCGGGGCUUUGAGAGGGAAUUCACUGAUCAAUACAUUGAGGUCAUCAGAGCUGCUGCAGAGCAAAACAAGGAAGCUGUUUUGCAAAAAUCAAUUGAUAUGAAGUUUCUUACUGGAUAUGAAACUAAGGUUAUGAAAGAUGCCCAUGUUGACGCAGUUAUGAUUCUGGGAGAGGCGUUUGCAUCUGCUGUGCCAUUUGAUUUCAGCUGCCAGACCACUACCCGCAGGAUACAUCAGAUUUUGCCAGUGAUGAUGAAAUAUCGACUCACCCCUCCGCCCGAGGAGACGUACUCACUUCAUCGGAAAAUGGCAGGCUCUUUCCUGAUUUGUGCUAAACUGAAAGCGCACAUUCCUUGUCAGGACAUGUUUGUCCAAGCAUAUAAAAAAUACUGGGGUAAGGAAAACUUUGUAGGUGAAGCACAGAGAGCAGCAGUGAAAGUAGGAGCUCGAAUCUGAAGAAAUACAGGACUGGCUUUUGGUAUUGAGUGCUUAAUACGUAGGCUCAAAGAGUAACUUUAGUGGAGAAGUUGAAUUUUGUAACUGAAGUGAGGAUGUACAGGAGUGCCACCACAGUCUAGUUCCUUGAGCUAUAAACUGGCCAGCACAUCAUUUUGAAGUGUAACAGUGAUACCAACUGAACCUGAAUUGUCAUGAAGUGUUGAUUCCAGUUUGAUUUGCAACUUAAAGUUUGAACCAGGACCAGAUGAGCGGGAUACUUCACUUGUGGACCAUUUAUAUCUGUCUGGAAGGGACAUCUAUUUGGGACCUUGAAAGUUUUUUCAUAGUUCUACAUUCUAUGAAAUUGUACAGACAGAUUUUUUUUUUGUGUGUGCGUGUUUUAGUACUUCCUUUGCAAAAUUAUGUUAUACAUUAGAGCAUAUUGCUGAAAUGAAAGAAUUAUUUGCACUGUCUUCUGCAGCUUCUCCUCGAUUUUCUUGGAGAAAUGAACAUUUAAAAGAUUUUGCCAUUCCAUGUUUUCCAGCAGUCAGGUGCAGGUUGCAUUUUCUGUGUAGAAUUCUGCUGCUUUGCCUCUCUUGUAUGUGUCUCUCCAGUUUUAGGAUUUACUUUAGAUAGGACCACAGACAUUUCUUCCUUCACAGUCUUGGUUCUUACCUUUUUAAUGUAUUUAUCUAUAUGAAGGCAGAUAUGACCAUUCUAGUCUUUACAGAGUGCAAUCACUUUACGUAAUGUUAGGUGUUUAAUAAAAAUCCAAUCAGAAUGGCUGUUAGGAUUUUGUUUCCAACUGGGGCUGUGUAACUCCAUCUCGAGAUUUGUUUGUCUGCAAAUCAGGAAGCUGUAUCUGUAGGGGCAGAACAGUUGACCUAUAUAGUGUGCACAAUCACAAGUGCAUCACACUCCUCUUUUUCAUUCUGAAGGAAAAGUAAAUGUAAUACUGAAAACACUCCAAUCGUUGAUGUGGAAAGCCAAAGAAAAUUUAAUUUAAAGUUUUUGUGCAAUCCAUGUCCUCAUUGAUAAUCAUGAAAUUUCUGUUGUGGAUGCAAAUGCUGGAGCAUUGGUACCUUAAGGAUACAGAAUGUACGUAGUCGAAGGUUAGUGAUGUGUGCUAGGCUUGUUAUGCUGUAGGAUUGUGUUGCAAGGAGGAUGAAGAAAAAGGCAUUGAAGAUGGUACGAGUAGAAAUGAGUGGGUUCAGAAAAAUUAACCUAUUUUGUACAACUGUAAAUAUUUCCUUUUGUAAUAAAUAAUUUUUGAAUAAAA
Erpetoichthys calabaricus (reedfish) is the source of this 3252-nucleotide messenger RNA. RefSeq names its product atypical kinase COQ8A, mitochondrial-like. Gene Ontology annotation, molecular function: kinase activity. The record is from RefSeq and is a predicted model, not a curated record. Lineage: Eukaryota; Metazoa; Chordata; Cladistia; Polypteriformes; Polypteridae. The transcript is spliced from 15 exons. The coding region runs from base 207 to 1991 and encodes 594 amino acids. Gene Ontology annotation, cellular component: extrinsic component of mitochondrial inner membrane. Gene Ontology annotation, biological process: ubiquinone biosynthetic process.